AUGGGAACUUCGAGUGCAAAUGACAUGGAUGUGGUCGUGGACGUGGACGUGGACGUGGACAUGGACAUGGACAUGGACGUGGACAUCGACGUGGACGUGGACAUGGACGUGGACGUGGACAUGGACGUUGACAUGGACGUAGACGUGGACAUGGACGUGGACGUGGACGUGGACAUGGACAUAGACGUGGACGUGGACGUGGACGUGGACGUGGACGUGGACGUGGACAUGGACGUGGACGUGGACGUAGACGUGGACGUGGACGUAGACGUGGACGUGGACGUGGACCUGGACGUGGACGUGGACCUGGACGCAGACGCGGACGUGGACGCGGACGUGGGCGUGGACGCGGACGUGGACGUGGACGCGGACGUGGACGUGGACGUGGACGCGGACGUGGUCGAGGACGUGGACGUGGACGUGGACGUGGACAUGGACGUAGACAUGGUCGUGGACGUGGACAUGGACAUGGACGUGGACGUGGACGUGGACGUAGACGUGGACGUGGACGUGGACGUCGACAUGGACGUGGACGUGGACGUGGACAUGGAAUUGGACGUGGACGUGGACGUGGACGAAGACUUGGACGUGGAUGUGGACUUGGACGAAGACAUGGACGUGGACGUGGACGUGGACGUGGACAUCGACACGUGGACGUGGACGUGGACAUGGAGGAACGUGGACCUGGUCGUGGACGUGGACAUGGACGUGGACGUGGACGUGGACGUGGACGUGGACAUGGACGUGGACGUGGACGUGGACUUGGACGUGGACAUGGACGUGGACGUGGACGUGGACGUGGAGGACUUGGACGUGGACAUGGACGUGGACAUAGACGUGGACGUGGACGUGGACGAAGACAUGGUCGUGGACGUGGACAUGGAGGUGGACGUGGACGUGGACAUGGACGUAGACGUGGACGUGGACGUAGACGUAGACAUGGACGUGGACGUGGUCGUGGACGUGGACGUGGACAUGGACGUGGACUUGGACGUGGAUGUGGACCUGGACGUGGACGUGGACGUGGACAUGGACGUGGACGUGGACUUGGACGUGGACAUGGACAUGGACGUGGACGUGGACGUGGACGUGGACGUAGACGUGGACGUGGACGUGGACGUGGACGUGGACAUGGACGUGGACGUGAACGUGGACGUGGACGUGGACAUGGACGUGAACGUGGACGUGGACGUGGACAUGGACGUGGACGUGGACGUGGACAUGGACGUAGACGUGGACGUGGACGUGGACGUGGACAUGGACAUGGACGUGGUCGUGGACAUGGACAUGGACGUAGUCGUGGACGUGGACGUGGACGUGGUCGUGGACGUGACGUGGACCUGA
Closterium sp. NIES-65 is the source of this 1344-nucleotide messenger RNA. The record is from the annotation of a GenBank genome assembly. NCBI's taxonomy places the organism in Eukaryota, Viridiplantae, Streptophyta, Zygnematophyceae, Desmidiales, Closteriaceae.